CCCCUCCUCUCCCCUUUACCUUCUCCUCCCCUCCCCCUCCCUCUUUUCUCCUCCCCCCUCUUUCCCUCUCCCUCCCCCUUGCUCUCUCCACUUGGGCCACUGCUCACUAACAAGUCAGAGAAUUGCUGAGGCCCACCAGGUCCCAAGCCCUGCUCCUGUCCCCAGGGUCCACUCUCAACCUCUGUGGAGGGGGAGGGGUGGAUCUCCUUGCCACCCCCAUGCCUUCAGUUCUCACUCUGCCAGCCCUGAGGACCAGGAGCCCCAGCAUCCCAGUUCGUGAGAAGAUGCAUGUCCUAUGACCACAGAACAAACCUUGCUCUGUCUUGUACCUUAUCUGCCCUGUCAGUGGACUCAGCAGUGCUGCCCAGUGAUUCCAGUCCCUUCUGAGACAGCCCCCAGAUAUACAGAGAGGAUUUUAAUAAACAACGGUCAGGGUUCUCUUGCCAAGCUGUGGACCCAUCAUGACUUGUUAGUCAUCCCUCAUUGAUCUCCCACUAAGUCUCCGUAAGAAGGUCUUCUGCCUUCUGCCCAUCCAGAACCAGGCAUGGGCUCCUGACUGUUGGGGAUCCUGCUCGUCUCUGCCCUGUUCUCCCCUUCAGGUUUGACAUUCAGCAAAGCCUUCAUGCCCUGAAGGGAGGCAAGGGCAGUAGACCAGACUGCUAGACAGACGGAUGGACAGACAGAUGGAUGGACAGAUGGACUGGUGGACACACACAUACACACAUAUGCACAGUUCCCGACUUCCCCUCCAGGCAGUACACUACUGCUUUAGAAAGAGAGCAUUUGUUCCAGACCCAGCCCUUCCACUCCAGUCUGGCAAGGGGUGGCAUUCUCAUGCCCAAGUAGGAAAUUCAGACAGGGAUGUCCCGGCCUUUGCCCUGCUGCUGUUUUAGCACGGUGCAACGCUGCGGGUCAAGAGACAGAACCCAGAACCCAUAAGGAACCAACUCCUACGAGUCGUCCUCUGACUUCACAUACUCACCCACAUGAAAUAAAUGGAAUAGAACAUUUAAAGCAGAAUCGGUCUUGCCUUUGCCUCGGCUGACCUCUUGUCCUUCAUCCUGGUACUUGUGGGAGGGGCCUUCAGCAUCCCAGGUCCCUCAGGCAAGGUCAGUGUCCACCAAGGAGCCUCUGCUAUCAACCAGGCCGUGAAGACUAGAUUUUGCUAAAGGCCAGCCCCUGACAUGAAUGACAAGAUCAUGGCAUCUGCUUCUUGAAAAGAACCCCCUUGAAGCCAACUAUGACUUGUUGCCAUAACCAUGGGGAGAGCAAUGUUGCUAUAAUUUAAUCAGGUUUCUGUUUCUUGCUCUCAAAGGGGUUCCAACAGUGAUUUAGGCAUGUGUGUGUGCACGUGUGUGUAUGCAUGUAUGCAUGUGCUUGUGUGUUUUUUGUAUUUUGAGAGAGAGAGAGAGAGAGAGAGAGAGAGAGAGAGAGAGAGAGACUCUCAUCAUAUAGCCCAGGCUGGCCUCGAACUCUGUACCUUCUGUAUUCACCUCCCAGGACUUGGGAUCACAGGUGUGGGCCAUCCUGCCAUGAUGAAUAUUCACUCCUGCUGGGCAGAGAGAGGUUGGCAUGGAGACAGGCUCCCCCUCAUGGGGGUGUGUCCUGGACACAAGUCAGUACUCUAUGCUACUGAAGUGGAGAGUGACAAUUGAUGACCCAGGUGACUACAGCUAGGGACAGAGGCACACCCCUGUCACCUCAGCACUUGGAAGGACAAUGGGCAGAUCCCCAAGUUCACAUCCAUCCUAGGCAAAGGAGUGAGAUCCCAUCUGAAAGAAAGAUGUGAAACCUUUGUCCUUUAUCGAGGACAGAUGGAGGUGGGGGUAGGAGGCAGAGAGACUGUCUCUGAUGGUGGCUUGCCUGACAAUCACAUCAUGGGUGUGCAUCUGAGAACCCACAGAACUGUGAGACCCCAAGUCUGACCUUCAAGCUAGCUGUGACCUUGAAGACAAUAUCCAGUAUGGACCAGUCCCCUGUGACAAACCCACCACAGCUGUGCUGGAACUGCUGCCUGCCAUCUUCUGGCUUUCUCUCACUGGCUCUCCAUGUUUUAGUGAGGUGUGUGUGUGUGUGUGUGUGUGUGUGUGUGUGUGUGUGUGUGUGUGUAUUCUGUUGUUAAAAAUCUUGGAGACUGUCAAAUUAUUUUUCUUUAGUAACAAUUCAAGAUCAAGAAGGAAGAACAACAGAAACUAUCUUUUUGAUGCUUCUUGCCUCCUGGUCCACAGCCUGCAGUGAUGAGGGUUUGACAGUCCAAAGAAAUGCCAGCAGGUAAUCAAACCCCAGAGUGUCAGGGAUCCCAGGAGCCAAAGGAGGCAAGUGUAGAGUCUGAUUUGCAUAGCCCCGCCCUUCCUGGGAAAGAGGAACCAGCUAUGGAUAUAAGGGGCAGCUGACUCCAGAGGCAAGGCUGCAGUCAGCAAACAUUCCUGGCCUCAGGAUGGAGAAGGAUCUCAAGAGUACUCCAGCUUGGAAGCUGGACAAGUUCAUACAGAAUCACCUCCUUGCUGACACCACCUUCGUUACUGAGGCCAAGGCAGACAUAGAGUUCCUAUGUGAUUUCCUGACUGAGAGAUGCUUCCAAGAUGCCUCCCACCCUGUGAGGGUCUCUAGGAUUGUGAUGGGCGGCUGCUAUGAUGAAUACUCCAUGCUCAAGGGAAGGUCAGAGGCCACCCUGGUGGUGUUCUUUAACAAUCUCACCAGAUUUGAGGAUCAGUUAAAGCGACGGGAAGAGCUCAUUGAAGAAAUUUGGAAACACCUGUGCCAGUUGCAGCACGAGAAACAGUUUAAACUGAAGUUUGAGGUCCAGAGCUCAGAGCAGGACAACUACAGCUCUCUGAGCAUCAAGCUGAGCUCGCCCCAGCUCCAGCAGGAGGUGGAGUUUGAUGUGCAGCCAGCCUAUGAUGUCCUGUAUGAACUGAAAGAAAAACUGGAGCUUGACUGUGAGUUCUACAACAAAAUCUAUGCCCGGCUCAUCCGUGAGUGCAUCACCCUGAGGAAGGAGGGCGAGUUCUCCGUCUGCUUCAUGGAGCUCCAGCAAAAGUUCCUGUGGAAUCGUCCAGAAGACCUGAGGAAUCUCCUCGUACUGGUCAAGCACUGGUAUCAACUGUGUAAGGAGAAGCUGGGGGAUUCGCUGCCCCCACAGUACGCCCUGGAGCUGCUCACGGUCCAUGCCUGGGAAAACGAAAUUCCAGCCAAAUAUGGAGCACAGACAGCUCGGGGUUUCCAGAGUGUCUUAGAACUGAUCAUUAAGUACACCUGUCUUCGAGUCUACUGGACAUUUUAUUACGACAUUCUACACCAGGAUGUCUCCAGCUACCUGCACAAACAGCUCCGUAAAGAAAGGCCUGUGAUCCUGGACCCUGCUGACCCAACAAGGAACGUGGCUGGUUUGAACAUAGAUGGCUGGUGUGAGCUGGCAAAAGAGGCAGAAGCCUGGCUGAAGUACCCGUGCUUUAGGCACAUCGAUGAGACCUUUGUGGGCUCCUGGGAAGUGCCGGUGAGACCCUGUCAUCAUCCUGUUCCCUUGUACACAACUUUGGUCACUCCAACUCUUUGGAGAAUAUUCUCAGGGAGCCAUUUUGUUUUUUCCUAAAGGUCUCAACAUUCCUCUGGAGGCCAACUGUGUGCUUUGUCUUCCAGCCAUUUUAGAACCAUUCAGAAAUAUGGGCUGGCAAGGUGGCUCAGUGGGUAAAGGCACAGCCAACACUGAAGACCUAGGUGCGAUUCCCUAGAACUCAGUUGGUAGAGAGAGAAAAAAACAACCCCCCAAAAUAGUCCUCUGAUGUUCAUCUCUGUGCUGUUACACAAGUGGACAUGCACACACGCACACACACACACACACACAGGUGCACCCAGAUAAAGAAACAGAUACAUAGACUCUGAGAGCUGAAGCCACUGGCUCAGGGACACUCGUCUAGUCAUUGGCAGGGCUAGAAUCCUGUGGACUCUGAAGCCACUGUCAGGUCCAUCAAGCUUCCUGUCUUCCCUAUCUCACUGUCAUGUGGCCAAUGGGACUCAGCAGGACUGUGUCACAGCCAUAGAGGCACAGAGGGACCUGCACUUGGACCUGUCCCCUCCUGGAGCAGAGUCUGUCUGAUGCUAGGGAACCGAUGAUGUAAUUUGUGACCUCAGAGUGGGAGAGAACAUGGGUGCAGUGAUGUGGGAAAGAAAUCUCAGAAGGUCAGGGAGGAAGGGAGAGGGGACAUGGAUUUGGCAGAUCUAUUAAUGUAGUGUCUACCUGUGAGCCCAAUAAAUACACUCAGAGGGCAUAGUCAUAAGGGUACCCUGAUGGCCUGCUUCCCACCUCUGUAUGUGCUGGCCCCCUUUCUGAGGAGCUCCAGGUACACAGCCAUGGUACCCCCAUCAGGACUGGUUUAAAUCCCCCUCCUGGAAGCCUUGCAGACGUCUCACGUGGUUGUACGGUUUUUUUGGAUUUCUUUUUGUUUAAUUUUUUUGCUUGUUUUUGCUUUUUGUUUGUUUUUGUUUUAUUUAUUUAUUUAUUUAUUUAUUUAUUUAUUUAUUUAUUUAUUUAUUUAUUUAUUUCAGCCAGAGAAACAAGGAGGUGUCUUCCUGUGAGCACCACAGCCCUUGCCCAGGAGGCUCUGGAGUCAGGGGCAUUCACUCCUCUGCUGCAAGACCUUGUCCUGCAGAGAACAGUUUGGUACACCAGGCUCCAGUGAGGGGCAUCCAACCUGUGAUCAGACUCUAGGCUUCUGAUCCCGUCCUGCCCAUGGGACAGCCUUCCUCACAGCCUGCUUCACCUGCCUUAUCCUCCACAGUGCUCUCUGGGAGUCAGACUCCGAAGGAAAGAGAAGAGCUCAAACUUGGCUUCUGUCUGUCCACCUGUGGGGAGGCUCUGUCCACAAACAUGUCUGAUCAUGAACAAUUGACCACAGCAAUCCCUGAGGGAGUGUGCACUCGGAGGGGUGAGUCCUCAGCCCACAUAGGAACGGCUCAGCAGAGGAGCGUGGCCCGGAACGCUGGGGAUCUGGCCAGUGUGCAUCAAGGUGCACUGUUGGGCAAAGUGUGAGCUGGGGUUACGGCAGUGCAGGGAAAUAAGAUUAUGUACACUUUAAAACUUAGGACCUUAAAACGUAUGUGUGUGCAUGUGAGGAUGAGAUUUGAAGCCCUGAAUUAAAGUAAAAUGCAAAGGACUAAACUAAAGUGAAUUUCUUUAUUUUCCCUAACUCCUCUUUUUCUCUUUCUGCCUUCCUUCCUUCCUUGCAACUGUAUGUUAUAUGUCCCACCCUAAACUGAAACUCACAAAAUUCCACCUGCCUCGAAUUUCUAAGUUCCGGGGUUACACACACACACACACACACACACACACACACACACACACACCCCACUUCGUACAGAGGAUAAUGUUCCCACAGUUCAAUGUGCUGAGCCAACAGUCUUACAGAUACACAAAUACAUUAACUGUAAAAUGUCCACUUUUGCAGUCUACACUUGGGCCCCUUCUCACUGUGAAUGCACUGAACUUCUGAGGACUACCAGCUCCCACACCCUCCUCCUGUCCCCAGACCCUCCUCCUGUCCCCAAUGUCCACUUUCAAACUCUGUGAAAGGGAAGGGGUGGAUCUCCCUGUCCCCCAUUCAUUCAGUUCUCCCUCUAGCAGCCCUGAGGACCAGGAGCCCCAGUGUCUUCGGGAGAGGAUGCCUGAGCCCAGACCAUAGAACAAACCACGCUCUGCCUUGUUCUUUAUCUGAGCUGUUGGGGGACCAAGUGAUGCUGCUCUAUGAUUCCAGUCUUGCCCUUCUGAAACACCCACAGAUACAAAAGGGGUUUAGUAAACAAUGGUUUGUGGUCCCCUGCCAAGCCGUGGACCCAUCCUGUCCUCCCUCGACUACCCCACAUUAAUGAAAUUCCAUGCAUGAUCUGUAAUGGCUGCCUCCCAUUUCUCCAUGCUGGAAUAUCUUCCCCCUACAUAUGGAUCUUUAAGAUCAAAGAUGGCAGUUGUGGGCAUGGCUUAGUAGGGAAGGACUUGCCUAGUGUCUGACAGAGGGAGAGGGGUGUGUGUGUGUGUGUGUGU
This is a messenger RNA of Rattus norvegicus (Norway rat), 6034 nucleotides long. The record is from RefSeq and is a predicted model, not a curated record. Lineage: Eukaryota; Metazoa; Chordata; Mammalia; Rodentia; Muridae.